Austrofundulus limnaeus is the source of this 3529-nucleotide messenger RNA. RefSeq names its product GREB1 like retinoic acid receptor coactivator. NCBI's taxonomy places the organism in Eukaryota, Metazoa, Chordata, Actinopteri, Cyprinodontiformes, Rivulidae. The record is from RefSeq and is a predicted model, not a curated record. Gene Ontology annotation, biological process: kidney development; multicellular organism development.
GACCCAGAUUCUUUGAAGAGUCCGAUUUUCACCCCAACAACCGGACGCCAGGAGCACGGCCUGCUUAACCUUUACCACGCCAUGGAGGGCGCCUCUCAUCUGCACAUCCUGGUGGUCAAACAAUUGGAGAUGCCCCACUACAGGAAGUACUGGCCCAACCACAUCCUGCUCGUCCUGCCCGCCAUGUUCAACAAUGCKGGAGUUGGAGCUGCUCGCUUCAUGAUCAAAGAGCUGUCAUACCACAACCUGGAGCUGGAGAGGAACCGACUGGAGGAGCAAGGUAUCAAGAGACAAGAUGUAUGGCCGUUUAUUGUCAUGAUGGACGACUCUUGCGUGCUGUGGAACACCCACCAGGCUGCAGACGGGAGUGAGACACCAGACGGAAGCUCAACGCUCUCCAACGUGUCCCUGAAAACGGUGCUGCAGCACAUGGAGAACACGCCCAAGAUCUCCCUGUACGCGAUGUGCGGCAUCCGCAAGUGGUGCAGCGGCCUGGCUCGCCGGUCCCCCGGACACCCCUUCAGCCGAUGCCACCUCCACGACUUUGUCCUGCUUAACGUGGACCUGACCCAGAACGUUCAGUAUGAUCUCAACCGGUAUGGCUGUGAGGAGGUGGACUUUAACCUGAGGGUUAACAGCAGUGGGCUGCUUCUGUGUCGCUUCAACAACUUCUGCCUCAUGAAGAAACACAUUUCAGUUGGAGGAAACAAAGACUUUGUGGUCAAACCUAAAUUUGUGGAAAUAGAAAAUAAGGCUCCAAUCAGCCCAACGCAGUACGUUUGCGCCCCGGACAGUGAGCAGACCCUCCUCGACGCUCCAGCCCAGUUUCUGUUGGAGAGUUUCCUGCAGAGCUGCAGCCACAGACUGUUUCCGAAGGCCGUUCAGAACAGAAGCAACCCAGUUCUGUCCAUCGACAGCUACCUCAACCUCAGCCCAGAGAUUUCUGUGUGCUACAUCAACUCUCGUCCACACUCCACCAACCUCAGCCACCAGGGUUUGGUGUUCAGUGGUCUGCUGCUGUACCUCUGUGACUCCUUCGUUGUCUCCGGACUCCUCAAGAGGUUCCGCUUUCUGAAAGGCGCCACCCUCUGCGUGAUCUGUCAGGACCGCAGCUCCCUGCGUCAGACCAUCGUCCGGCUGGAGCUGGAGGACGAGUGGCAGUUCCGACUUCGGGACGAGUUUCAGACGGCCAACUGCAGCGAGGAUCGGCCCCUCUACUUUUUGACCGGCCGACACGUUUGAACCAGGUCAGGUUGGGGUUURGGUCUGAUUCCGAACAACAAAUCCCUCCGAGGCUGGUGGACGUGGCUGUUCCUGGAUCCUCACGGCUGCAAUAAAGCCUGACUCAGAGUUAGUUCUUUCAACUCAUUUGCCACUUGACUUGUAUCCAAUAGAGCUUUUUUUCUACCAAUAAAAAGAAAAGGCAACAACAACAACAAAAAAGAAAGGCAACAACAACAAAAAAAGACUUCUGCGUGGGGGGGGGACGCACAGCUGAAUAUGAACUUUAUUCAUCAUGUUGUCAAAAACAAGUGCCCUCCGAUUGCUAACAGGACUACUGGAGGCUUGUGUGUGUGUGUCCACCAACUUUAAAUCCAGUGCAUCCAAAACUGGACACACGUUUUUCUCAGGGUUUCAACAUUAAAAAAAAAAGGAUAGAAGGGAUGUGUAGCUUAAAGGCGUUAUGUUUUUGUUUAUGUUUGGCACUAACUUCUGAUGGCACCAAAGACUCAGCUGCACCUUCUGCCUUCGCUUUCCAACUCUGCCUCUGAAACUCCAUGAAGCUCAAUAACUCUGCAGCCCAAAYGCAUGAACAGGAAGCUUCGUUUAGAUUUGAUUCCCCCCUAAUAAAACUAUGGCAUUCUUCUCAGUAAGGAAGCAACUAUUUAAUCGAGCACAUUUAACAUUUUCUAUUGGGCCUCUAAAACAUUUGUGGCAUCGAUAAUCUCUCUGAUGAGGAAGUGCGCCAGGGUGCUUUUAGUUUCCAAAUGACUGAAUCUUCACAACUGAAAUGUUGUGACUUUUAAAGAAUGUAAGGCUUUUAUGUAGUAUUAUGGCUUGGAUAUAAAUAUAUAAAGUCUGGUUGUUAUUAAAAAUCAUUGCUUAGACAGAUGCUAUUUUCAAAAACUUGUUUAAAGGGACAAUUUGGAUAUUCUGAAAUGGGUUUUCUGUGGAAAUGUGUCAAUAUCUUACCUGGUGCAGAUAGCUCUUUGAGCAGUAAAAUGGAAUGUAGUUUUGACCUGUUAGCUUGAUAUGGUCAGAGGGAUAAAURUUGUUCCAAUCUGAGCUCAUUCAAAGAGCUUUCCACAGAAUCUCCCUUUAAAUGAUCUGAACUAUUCCUUUAACGCCAAUCAGAGCAACUCAGACUCCCAUUUAAAUGUUUGUUGGUUUCUUUCUUUUGCAUUUAGACAUCUGCUGACCUCAGCAGAUAAAAUGUCACAAUCAAGCUCCCUCACUGCCACUUAUCUCGCUCUCUGCCUGUGCCUAGGACCUCAGCUCCUGUUUUAACGUUCUGAGGCAGAUUGUACUUCGACURUCUCAGCUGCCCUUCUCUCAGUGUACCUUAUACUGCCGCCCUCCUCUCCCUCCUCAGACUGAAAGUUGACACUCUGUCAAAAAGCAGCUUGCCAGACUACAUACUUGAAAGUAUUUUUGUGUGUUUCUCCACAGGGUUGUCUAAAGAAUAUGCCUUAACUGAUGUUAAACAUACACAAAAAAAAACUUGUUUCUGACCAAUGAGAAUGAAAAAAAUGACUCUGAGGGAGUGAGUUGUAUUUUUUUUUUUUUCAGAACAGAGUGGAAAUUAUUGAGAUAGUGGACUGCUGUACUGAUAAAAGUUUGUUUACAUUACUAAUAUAUUUUAUCAUCCCCCAAUAAAUCAUGGUUAAAGGAUGUUGUUUUUUUAAUCGUGUUUAACUUUUGUCAGUUCUCCAUUUUAUGUUGCAARGGCAAGAAGAAAUCUACCGAGAUAUCUUUUUAAACACAUCGACAUCCCUUUAUGUUCUCCAGGUGGGAUUCUGUUCGAAAUGAUAAAUCAGGUCCAGGAGGGAUUUUUAUUUAUUUGACAAUUUAAAGAAAUAAUCAUUGCGAAGUGUGAUAUUAGAGGAACUCCCUCUUCAGAAACACUGACAAAGGCUUUGCACAGAGAUACCAAACAGAUGAUUUAUCACAUUUAUUGAAUGUCAUUUAGAGGGGGGGAGGAAAUGUGAACUUGCACUAUUCAAGUUACUAGCUGGUUAAGAUAAUAACUGCUCCCUCAGAAUUAGGCCAAAUAUAAAAUCAGUGUCAUUCUCUGUUGGUUCAUAAAGUAUGUUUUUUUUUUCUUUCUGAAAAUGUAAGACUUAAUAUGCAACUUGCUCUCACAAUCUUCACUGAAAUGUGUUCGACGUGUUUGUGCAGCUCAGUGGUUGCCUUGGUGCCUGUUUUAUCUACCUCAUGUUUACCAUUGUUGCUGGCUGUGAAUAAUAUAAAAGUGGAGUCCAGCUGUUGUUGAAAUUUUAUGAAUGUAUUAAAAUUGAGUUCUAAAUCA